AUGGCCAUACACGACACCGACACAAGCCAACAACAAUCCGAGACAAGCCCUCUCCUCGGCCAAGACGAGCAGAAUGGCCAGGCGGUCGACCCAGAAAACACACAACCGUCCCCGGACAGCGGAGCCAGCGAGAUCGCCUUGGCCGAAGAGCCUAGCACCAAGAAACUCGUCGCCAUAAUGGGCGCGAUAUGGACCGGCGUGUUCUUCGCAGCAUUAGAUACCACCAUUGUCGCGACACUCACCGCGCCCAUCUCCUCAUCCUUCGACUCCCUAAGCCUCCUGUCGUGGUUGGCGACAGGAUAUCUGAUCGCCAACUCCGCGUGCCAACCACUCUCCGGCAAAUUGACCGAUAUUUUCUCCCGCCGUUACGGCCUGCUGUUUUCCAAUGUCUUCUUCGCCGCAGGCACCCUGAUCUGCGGGCUUGCACCCAACGCGCAGACCAUCAUCGCCGGACGUGUCAUUGCAGGUAUUGGUGGCGGUGGCCUCUCCUGCAUAACAACCUUCGUAACCUCGGACCUGAUUCCCCUACGCCGACGGGGCCUAUGGCAGGGCUACGGCAACCUAAUAUUCGGCCUGGGCAUGGGUCUAGGCGGUGUGUUUGGCGGCCUGCUAUCCGACCGGCUCUCCUGGCGCUGGGCUUUUCUCCUGCAGGUUCCGUUCAUUCUCAUAUCGACGGUCAUGGUCUGGUUCCUGGUCGACAUCCCCGUGAACCCGAGCACGAAGCCCGCCCUGCGCCGCAUCGACUUUCUCGGCUCGUCGCUGCUGGUCGCAAGCUUGGUCCUGUUGUUGCUCGGACUGAACACCGGCGGGAACCAAUUACCUUGGAGCCAUCCACUGAUCAUCACGAGUCUGGUCUUGAGCAUCAUCAUACUAGCCACCUUCAUGGUCCUCGAGUCCAAUGAGAAAUGGAUCCCGGAACCCGUUCUACCGGUUGGGCUGAUCGUGCGCACUUGCACUGUCCUCUCGGCCUGUCUGGCAAACUGGUUCAGUACUAUGGCCGCGUUUCUGGCGCUGUACUAUGUACCCUUGUAUCUGCAGGUCCGCGGAUUGAGUGCAACGGCCGCCGGGUUGCGUGUCAUACCGUUCGCCGCGUGCACGUCAGUCGGCAGUCUGGGGUCCGGGUACCUCAUGCGCUCGACGGGCCGGUACUACUGGCAGAUGGUAGCCAUGAUGGCCGUGUUUGUGCUUGGCUCCGCACUGCUGUGCACCUUCCAGCUCGACACCCCGGCCUGGGCGACCUUCAUCUACGUCACGCCGCUGGGGCUCGGGUACGGCGCCAUGUUGACCAUCACAUUGGUUGCCAUGAUCAGCGCAGUCGACCAUCAGCACCAGGCGGUCAUCACGGCGGCGAGCUAUGCGUUCCGCUCGACGGGGUCGACGAUUGGCAUCACCAUCGCAAGUGCCGUGUUUCAGAACAUCUUGACCAAGGAGCUUCGUGACGAGUAUGGCGCCAUGCCCGGCAGUGAACGCGAGAUCCGCAGGAUCAGGGACAGCUUGCAAGGUAUAAAGCAUCUGCCCGCGGGCUGGGAUGAAGGUGUGGUGUAUGCUAUUUACAUGGACGCAUUGAGGGGCGCGUUCAUCGCAGGGCUGGGUCUGGCCGCCCUGGCCGCCGUUGCGGGAUUGGGUAUGAAGGAGCAUGUUUUGCACAAGAACCUGGCCAGGAAAUAGGACGGAUUGUGAUGGGAUACUAUAUGCUAGGUAGAUUGGGGAGACUCUGUUAAGAGGGUGACAACAACUAUUUGGAGGACAAAGGCAUCAAUGAGACAUCUUCUGACAAAACUCG
Exophiala xenobiotica is the source of this 1783-nucleotide messenger RNA. RefSeq lists its product as uncharacterized. The transcript has 3 exons. Gene Ontology annotation, cellular component: fungal-type vacuole membrane. Bases 1 to 1668 code for a protein of 555 amino acids. NCBI's taxonomy places the organism in Eukaryota, Fungi, Ascomycota, Eurotiomycetes, Chaetothyriales, Herpotrichiellaceae. Gene Ontology annotation, biological process: basic amino acid transport; transmembrane transport. The record is from RefSeq and is a predicted model, not a curated record. Gene Ontology annotation, molecular function: basic amino acid transmembrane transporter activity.